Messenger RNA from Dichomitus squalens LYAD-421 SS1, 852 nucleotides. RefSeq lists its product as uncharacterized. Gene Ontology annotation, biological process: DNA repair. Gene Ontology annotation, cellular component: nucleus. The record is from RefSeq and is a predicted model, not a curated record. Gene Ontology annotation, molecular function: catalytic activity; DNA binding. The coding region runs from base 1 to 852 and encodes 283 amino acids. The transcript has 4 exons. Lineage: Eukaryota; Fungi; Basidiomycota; Agaricomycetes; Polyporales; Polyporaceae.
AUGGACCCGCCAAGCACUCCAUCAAAGCCCAAGCGCACCCAGUGCGUUCGCCUGCAGUCACGCUACUUCUCUACCCCCAAGCGGAAGGACACUACGUCGCAUCCUCCCUCGCAACUUGUGCUCUCGCCCUCCACCCCUCGAACAACGUCUUGUUUCUUUGAGCCAAAGCUUGAUAUCGACGGCUUGCUCAGUGAUCCAUCUUUUACUGCCUUUUACGAGCAGUUUGUUUCCUCCAUGCUCGAUUUAUUCUAUGCGAAACCUCUGUUGAUCCAAGAGUAUGUGUUGCACAGCCCUUGGAAAGUGCUCGUAGCCGUCACGCUAUUGAACAAAACUGCCGGACAGAAAGCCAUCCCAGUCUUCUUCGAGGUCAUGGAGCACUGGCCUACUCCUGCCGCGCUUGCAGAGGCCCCGCUUUCGUUGCUGUUUGAGUUGCUCAAGGACCUAGGCUUAGGAGACAUGCGUUCUCAGCGACUGGUCGACAUCUCCCAGGCGUUCCUCUCCGAUCCACCUCAGGCGGGAAUCCUGCGCCCCUCUCCAGGAAGGACCACUGCUCUCUUACUCUCCGACGAUUCAAUUGUAGUGAAAGACGUCAAGUACCCUCCGACUCCCAUCUCCCACAUACCCGGCUGCGGACCGUAUGCCUUGGACUCCUACCGCAUAUUCUGCACGGGAGGCGACGAGUGGAGAAGCGUUCGCCCUACAGACAAGGAACUUGUCAAGUACCUCCAAUGGCGCUGGGCCGUAGAAGCAUAUCGUAAAUGGGACCAGACGUCUGGGCCGGGCGAUUCAAUCGACUUGGACUACAUCCGAAAUCUCACCGCCUCGCUGACGAAACACCCGAUCGCUCAUUAA